AGGAUGGCCAGGAGACUUCUUCGAAGGCAAAGAAAAAGAAGAAGUCAAAGAAGAGCAAGAAGAAGGGGACCGGCGAAUCCUCGGAGCAGGAGGCGGCGCCAGAUGCGGAGCAAGGAACCUCAGAAGUUCCGACUGCUGCUACUUCUCCUGAAAAGGCAGCAGCGCGCGACGCCGCAGGGGGAUCAAGCAAAUCGCCCCCGAGAGCUCCGCAGGAGAAGGGAGUCGUGCCGAAGAACCUUCAGGGGUUUUGUCCGGAUAAAGUCGACUUCAUCUACAAGCGUGAUACUCCCCUUGUUUGUAGCAACAAGGAGUGCGCUCGCUUUGUCCGCCAGGUUCGAGGGAGUUCCGAUCAUCUCCCGCUCGUAAAGGACCUUGUCUUCCAAGACGACUACUGCGUCGCCGCCGGCUCUUCGGUCAGGAGCCAAGGGGAUUGGAACGUAAUCGUCGGUAAGUACGACAAGGAUUUGAAGAGGACCUAUGGCGUGAUCGAUAGGCAGAGACGCAACAGCAAGGAAGCGACUCGCGCCUUAGAGGACAUGUUGCGCAAGAAAAACAAGGCGGUUAUUCGGGAGGAGGCUAUCAGGGACGAGCUCUUCCAGAAGGAGGCAGCCAUGAACAAGGAGCUGAAGCGAGCCCGGGAGUUGGUCAAGACACUCGAGAAGGAGAAAACCAAGUUGGCGAACGAGAAGGAGACCCUCGAGAAGGAGAAGGCUGCCGCUGCCUUAGAGCAUUCCAAAGAGAUGGACCGUCUCCGAGAAUCGCGUCGCUAUGAGGUUACUCACGAGCGGAUCCGAGUGAUGGCUGCGAUGCAUGGAAUGGCGGCUGCUCGUUUCCAGAGGAUUCGAGACUGGGAGACUCGCCGUGACAACUUCGAGGAUGCGAGGUGCAUGCUCGGUCAAGCGCGCGGAAUGCGGCGCUGUCUCGAGGGAAUGAAGUCGACGGGGAAGGACAUCCUUCAAGAAUCCAUCAAUACCUACGCCGUCCAGGAGAAGCACUAUGAUGGCGAGGUGAAACGCCUAGACAUCGGGGUCCUCCCAGAAGAGGAUCUUGCUCUCUCUCCCCUCGUGUUGGAAUCGAGGUUCGCUAUCCAGGAGAUUCUGGACAAAGUCAACAAGUUCGGAUCGAAUAUGGACUUGAUCGAUUCCGAGGCUGCUAAAGCCCUCCGAACUCCGGUCCGUGAGCCGGGAGAUCAAUCCGACGAGCCAUCGAAGGAUUUGCUCGAUACCGUCCAAUCGCCAGCUCGCCCUGAUGCAGUCGUUGAAGGGACAAGCGAGCCAUCUCUUGAGAUGCCUAUCUCAAGUAUGCCGACUAAGGUGGUUGAUGUCACCGAUUCGCCGUCACUCGAGCUGACGGACUCUGGCGCGAGUGGAGAGCGUUCUGAGAAGGAUCCCCCUGUCUCGGGAUGA
Molecule: messenger RNA, 1406 nt
Organism: Raphanus sativus (radish)
Lineage: Eukaryota; Viridiplantae; Streptophyta; Magnoliopsida; Brassicales; Brassicaceae
Product: meiosis-specific protein ASY2-like
Exons: 2
Source: RefSeq, a predicted model, not a curated record